Messenger RNA from Cinara cedri, 533 nucleotides. NCBI's taxonomy places the organism in Eukaryota, Metazoa, Arthropoda, Insecta, Hemiptera, Aphididae. The record is from the annotation of a GenBank genome assembly.
AUGCAAGGUAUUUAUUAUGAGCGUAGUCCAUAUAGGUAUGUCACUAUUUAUUUUUCAAAUCGAGUUGGUAAUAACAAGUGCAUUUCAUUAUAGGAAUCCAAAUAGCCAGCAACCAUGCUUAUAAAAUUCAAAAAUUCAAAGAAAAAAGAAAACAAAGUAAGUUAAAUUUAUUUUAUUUGUUGUAUUUUGUAUACAUUCAAUAUAUAUUACUUAUUUAUAAUAGAUGCUAGUAUAUUAAAAAUAUUAAUUUUUAUAACAGCCAUUGAAGGAAAAACUGAUGUUUGCUUGUUGUGCUUGUUCAAUCAAACUUUGGCUAAUAAACAACACAUGGUUGUAUCAACUAAUGAUCAGGUGUGGAAUACUUUUGGUAUUUUUAUAAAUUAAAAAUAUUAAUUAAUUCAAUUUUUUUUUUAGUAUAUUUAGCUGGUAAUAAAGGUCCAUUGAUCAAAGUGGAAUUAUUAAUUGCAACAGUUGGUCAUUAUAAAUCAUUUCACAAAAUUCUAGAAAAAGCACAAUUAGAAGUAAACGUGUAA